Messenger RNA from Amorphotheca resinae ATCC 22711, 937 nucleotides. RefSeq lists its product as hypothetical. Lineage: Eukaryota; Fungi; Ascomycota; Leotiomycetes; Helotiales; Amorphothecaceae. The transcript is spliced from 2 exons. Bases 234 to 758 code for a protein of 174 amino acids. The record is from RefSeq and is a predicted model, not a curated record.
CGCUCAACCCGAUGUAUGUGGGAAGCGCGGGGAUGUUGAUCAUGGCUGCGGCCGCGCUCCUAUAAUUCGAUGAAGAAGCGUCUGGUGCCGGUGUUUGCGUCCCAUUUCAUGCCAUUUGUGACGGACCAGCGCUGACGGAUGCUGGGUGCAACGACAACUUCUACCCCAGCAUUCCAUCUUGACGAAUCCUUGGAUGCGACAUCAACUCUCCCUUUUUUCUUCCGAACUCUCCGAUGCGAACAUCUCCCCAACUUCUUUACGGGUCACCUCUCAUCCUCUUGGGAGGUCGACAUUUACGGCUUGACGAAUUUGACACGUACUUCCAAUGCAUACGCGAUCCACACGACAUGCCUACUUUACCAGUUAUCUUAAUUUCUUGGGAUGCUCGUCAUCCUCGCCUUUUUUUUCGAUUCGCCUAUACCCAUUUUGUUUCAUUCUCUGUACCUGCUUGCCUGGUGCCCUGGGGUCGGGGACGUGGCAUCCGGAUAAUACGACGAUCUCCUGUGUUUGGUGUUUUUCUGCGUACAACUUGUUGUAUGCUGUUUUGGCUUGUGCAGGGGUUGUUGUUUGUGGAAAGCGUGGACAUGGCUGGUGCCAGUCCUCCCGUUGUAUACUCGCCGCUGAACGGCUUGACAACUUGGAUGCAUCCUCCUUUUUUCCUUUGUUUCGCGACACCCUUGCUUUUUGUGAGGAGUUCUAGUGGGUGGCAGCCCAGCGGGGAGACGGAAAAAAGGUGCAUAUUGUUUGGAAGUCGUUGAUAAAUAACUAAAUAAAAAGGUGUUGAAAAUAUUCUCUCUGCUCCUAUCUUGAUCUUUCAUGAACUUUUUUGUUGUAUCGGAUGAUCAUUCAUGAUUAGCAUGUCAUGUUCAUCUUUGCGUUCUUGUGAUUGAUGGAUGUGGGAAAGUGUCACCAGCGCUCCUUCUGCAAGGGAUUCACC